UCACUUCAACGUUCAGAUAUAAAUCAACAUUUUAGAAAUGAAAUAGGGAUACAUAACAUUGUGAUCAGUUUUAUUUCAAUAAAAAAUUCAGGGCGUCUCUGAAUUUAGUGUAAAGCGAAUGUUGCCUCAAUUCUUUUACCUCCAAGUUGAUUACUUGUAGGUGUAACAGUGCACAGAGUGAAUUAUCACUACGGCGUUUGGUAGAAGAAGCGUGCAAGACAUUGUUUGGUGAAGUGGGGGGCUCGAUACCUGUGGAUGUGCUAUCAGUGCAAGACAAGACAGCUGUAUUGCGAGUAAAUAGCACGGAGUUCAGGAAAGUCUGGGCUGCUCUUACAGUAACUACCCAGUUACGAGUGCAUAAGGUGUCUCCUUCACUACAGGCACUUGUAUAGGCAAUACAACAUGUCGUCUCCAUCAAUUCUACCUGCUGGGUCAGGCAACAAAGAUAUAGUGAUUGUAGCAUCACGCGAAGAGUUGUCUACACCAAGUAGAGUAUCACUCCCGGACCCUGAACCGACACCUGGCCUCAUUCUGGCAGAUGGUUCCAUCAAUUGGGGAUGUCCAUGUCUUGGGGGUAUGGCCACUGGUCCUUGUGGGAUACAGUUCCGUGAGGCAUUCUCCUGCUUUCAUUACAGUGAGGCGGAUCCAAAGGGCAGCGAUUGUUACGAGAAGUUCAGCGUGAUGCAACAGUGUAUGGCGGAGUACCCCGACCUGUACGGUCGCGACGACGAUGACGAACUCGCAGAGGCGCUCGCCGGCUCCGAUACUGCCACCGCCCCUGCCACUGCCACUGCCCCUGCCCCUGCCACUACUACUGACAACAACGCCACUGAGGAACCUCACUGACCUACACGCACUCUCACACACACACUGUAACCGGUCCCCGUUGUCCCUGAUCCUGCCCACUCGAACCUACUGUAUGGUGAAGGCUAGUGUGCGGUCGCUAGAGCUAGUUGCAACACACAAACGAAAUAUGUUAAUAUUUUACCUUGUUCCCAGUUUACUCUGCACAUGACACACGUGUCGCCAUACCAGCGUGCCCGAAGUGUGCGUGCGCGAACGAACCAACGGAAUAUUGGUUCAGUUCUGAGUUUUACGAAAUGAUUACUGUUCGAUCACUGUACAAUAAUGUAAUAGCACGGGGCUGAUUUGACGGUGACAGACGGAAGAUACCGUAGACUCACAAAACUAUAUACAAAGUUUUUUUUUUAUUGCCCUUGUAGGCAGACGAGCAUACGGCCCACCUCAUGGUGAGUGGUUACCGUCGCCCAUGGACUUCAGCAAUGCCAGG
Molecule: messenger RNA, 1291 nt
Organism: Bombyx mandarina (wild silkworm)
Lineage: Eukaryota; Metazoa; Arthropoda; Insecta; Lepidoptera; Bombycidae
Product: mitochondrial intermembrane space import and assembly protein 40
Source: RefSeq, a predicted model, not a curated record